AUGACUUCCACCUUCAGUUUUGGCUUCGCAGGGGAUGACAUCGAGGUUGAUGAGACUGAGGUCAACGAUGUCAACGAGGGUGGUGUCCAAGAUAGUGGGGCAACGCCGACGCUUCCGGAGCUCUUGAAAGCUCAGAGGCAUGAAAUGAGUGACUGGCUCUCCACGUUGCCGUCACAAAUAUCAUACAACAAGUGUACUAUCAAUCCUCCACAGGGUACAGGAACAAACCAUGAUGGCGGGGCACUUACAGUUGCGCGCAGAGAGGUUUUUGAUAUCCGUACUCAGCUGAUGGUUGAGGAUGGUGCUGAGGAGCAGAACAGCGACCUCAUUGCCGGAUUGGAGAAGGGUGAUAUUACGCCUAACUUUUAUGAAGGUGGCUUCAAGACAUGGGAGUGCUCAAUUGAUUUGGCUGAGCUGGUUGUGGAUGAAGGGAUUGGAUUCGAGGAUAAGCAUAUUAUUGAGCUUGGCUCAGGUACUGCGGUUCCAUCAUUGGCUUUAUUCGCUCAGCUACUCUCUCAAACAGAAGCCGGCUCAAAUGCAGCAUCGGCAAAGAGAAGAACGCACUUCACAUUUGCGGAUUACAACUCUGCCGUUCUUCGUCUAGUCACCCUACCGAACCUAAUUCUAACGUGGAACCACUUUAUCAACCACCGCAAUGCCACUACCUCAUCUGACAGUCACGCCGAGGACACACAAGACACGCAGGAAGAGGAGCUAGAUAUUACACCAGAGCUCCUGGAAGGACUGCAAACCGAUCUCGCGCGUCGGGGCAUUACAAUCGAUUUUAUUUCCGGCGCCUGGUCUCCUUUGUUUGUGGACUUGGUGUUCUCAUCUCCGGAACUAGCGGGCUAUAAGAGGUUGGUUCUUGCAAGUGAGACAAUCUACUCACCUGCUUCGUUGGCAGCAUUCUCAGAGACCUUGUUAGCAUUGUUCCAUCGUUAUCCAGUUGAGAGUAGGGCACUGGUCGCAGCGAAGAAAGUGUACUUUGGGGUUGGAGGCGGCGUGGAUGAGUUCUUAGCUGUAUUACGAGAUGUAAGCGGUGAUAACUUGGACAUCGAACAGCGGGUGGAUGUCAAAUCUGGUGGCGUCGGGAGAAUAAUUUUGGAAAUCAAAUUAAGAUAA
Molecule: messenger RNA, 1122 nt
Organism: Aspergillus versicolor CBS 583.65
Lineage: Eukaryota; Fungi; Ascomycota; Eurotiomycetes; Eurotiales; Aspergillaceae
Product: protein-histidine N-methyltransferase
Exons: 3
Coding region: 1-1122 (373 amino acids)
Biological process (GO): peptidyl-histidine methylation, to form tele-methylhistidine
Molecular function (GO): protein-L-histidine N-tele-methyltransferase activity
Source: RefSeq, a predicted model, not a curated record